Molecule: messenger RNA, 811 nt
Organism: Spea bombifrons (plains spadefoot toad)
Lineage: Eukaryota; Metazoa; Chordata; Amphibia; Anura; Pelobatidae
Gene: RMP24
Product: chromosome 5 C18orf21 homolog
Exons: 5
Coding region: 26-682 (218 amino acids)
Source: RefSeq, a predicted model, not a curated record
GGUGGCACACAGAACCGCCGUGACAAUGGAUACGGGGUUUCUACAGAAAGCUGCAAUCGCUCUAAAGGACUCUUGCCCUGGGCUGUCCCGUCACUAUCUGUCUAUCUGGAGUUCUUCAACAAAAGUGAAAAAAACUACUGGAUCAAUAUGCGCGUUUUGUUUCCAAAUGUUAACACCUGACAACCGCAAAGUGCGCCUCAGGCCGAAAAUGAAAAUAACUCCAGACAUUGAAAGGAUUUUGCGGAAAGAAUCAAAGAACUAUAGACUCAAUCUGAAGCAAACAAAACUUCUCCGAAAAUACAAACUGGCAAAGAGUGUCGUGGUAGUUACGUGCAAUACAUGCAAAAUGAUUUCAAAGUUUCCCGGAGAGACCCGAAAUUCUCUUGCUAACAGCCCUGGCACGCCCAGGAUUAAGCGUGGAUGUGCAACUCCAGAUCUGAGAACUCCCGGUUCUGUUAGGAAAGUUAACCUGUCCUACAGUGAAGAGAAACUCAGCUCUAAAGGCAGAAGUCCUGUAAUAACACCCAGGUCCUGCGCAUCUGCACAGUCAUCUCCAGCCACUGUGUUAAAAUCGGCCAAGAAGGGUAAAUUUAAAUUCUCCAGAUUAAAAAUGCUCCUAAACCAAGAAACAAAAGAAACACCAAAGCACGGAGGUUUGCAGAACUUCCUCUCCUCGCUUUGAUAACUAUUAAUGGAGUGACUUUAACAUCAUGGUAUAUUUGUAGUAUAAUUUUGAGCAAAUAUAAUUAUGCAGACAAUGUAUUGCUUCUCAAUAGAGUGUUAAAAUAUACAAUUUGUAUUAUGAGUUAAA